This is a messenger RNA of Pectinophora gossypiella (pink bollworm), 2555 nucleotides long. RefSeq names its product broad-complex core protein isoforms 1/2/3/4/5 (gene br). Gene Ontology annotation, cellular component: nucleus. Lineage: Eukaryota; Metazoa; Arthropoda; Insecta; Lepidoptera; Gelechiidae. The record is from RefSeq and is a predicted model, not a curated record. Gene Ontology annotation, biological process: regulation of transcription by RNA polymerase II. Gene Ontology annotation, molecular function: protein binding. The transcript has 11 exons. The coding region runs from base 329 to 1696 and encodes 455 amino acids.
CGCCCGCCAGUCGUCCGCCCGCCAGGACCUCACCGAUGAUGACUUAAAUUAUUUUAAUAAAAUCUCAAGAUUUUUUUCUUUUCUCCAAAAGACUGUAGUGCGUUGUGUCGUGUAGUGUUUUAUUUUUACAAUUAUUUAGAUAUUUAAUUGGACUUUCCUGUGUUUAUCCUGUUUUGUUUUUUCGGUACUCGCGGUCGAGUGGAGCAGAAAAGUUUAUAAAGAUACUGGUCACGCAUCUGACACCUUACGUGAAGGUUAUACACGAAAAAUCGUUGAACGAAUCGUUGAAAUUGCCAAGAUCCCCACACAUGUCACACUAGCCUCCAAGAUGGUCGACACACAACACUUCUGCCUGCGGUGGAACAACUACCAGAGCAGCAUUACCUCUGCGUUCGAGAACCUUCGAGACGAUGAGGACUUCGUCGACGUUACCCUCGCCUGCGACGGGAAAUGCCUCAAAGCGCACAGAGUCGUCUUGUCAGCGUGCAGUCCUUACUUUAGAGAGCUGUUAAAAUCGACGCCAUGCAAGCACCCAGUGAUCGUGCUGCAAGACGUGGCAUUCACAGACCUCCACGCCCUGGUGGAGUUCAUCUACCACGGCGAGGUCAACGUGCACCAGCGCAGCCUCUCCUCAUUCCUGAAGACGGCUGAGGUCCUCCGCGUUUCCGGCCUCACACAGAACGACGAUGCACAAGGACCGCUGGUGCAGAGCCUCGCCCGCGCGGCCGCCGCCGCCGCGUCGUCCCCGCACACCCCGCCGCAGCCCGCGCACACCCCGCACACGCCCAGCUACACCGAGAAGCUCGAGGAAGCUCUCAUGUCUCACCAACCACCCACAAACCUCCAGCCUAUGCGCCGUAUCCCGAUCCCGCCGCGGCGCAUGAGCCGUUCAGCAGACAACUCCCCUGACGUCAUCAAACGCGUCCGCCACGACAACAACAAUACUGAACAGCCGCAGAUCCACGCAACAGACUUCUCUACCAAGAACCACUCUAUGAUGAACAACUCGCGCCAUGAAGGCGGUAAUAACGGGAAUGGUAUCUCUAACAGCAGCUCGUCACCGUCUCCAAGGCUCAUGGAUGAAGUCAAGAAUGAGCCCCUGGACAUGAUAUGCGGGUCAAACGCCGACAUUGACAGGAGCACCGAUGACACGCCCCCACACUCCCACAGGCCAAUUGGAGGCGGGCCGCCCUCACACAGCUCUGCAGAGGCCGAAGACCGCACGCCACCGCCGCAGCUACCACCGUCGCCAUUCAUACAACCAGCUGACACAAAACUAUUCGCUCCAUCUAACACUUACAACUUCAGCAUGGCGGCUCUAACUGAACACCCAUCUCUGGCCGGUCUCUCAAGUCCACUUACUCCAGACGGCAUGGCGAGCACAUCCCAAGUGGGGCCCCUGGGCGCGGGCCACCGCUGCGAGGUGUGCGGCAAGCUGCUGUCGACGCGGCUCACGCUCAAGCGGCACACGGAGCAGCAGCACCUGCAGCCGCUGCACUCGGCGCGCUGCAGCCUCUGCCACAAGGUGUUCCGCACCCUCAACUCGCUCAACAACCACAAGAGCAUCUACCACCGGCGCCAGCGCGGCGUGCCGCCGCCGCCCGCGCAGCCGCAGAACCUCACCACCACCCCCGACAAGCUCCCCCCGCCGCACAACAUCGACUUCUACAAGUUCAAAGACCAGUUCAACGUCUAAACGCGUUCUUAAUUUAAAAGGUAAUAUUUUCUUUUUAAAUAAUAAUUAAUUAUAUUUUCCCCCGGGAUUCGUUAUUAAUAUUGAUUGAUAUAUUUAGAUUUUUCCUUAUACAUUUAUUUUUUAUUUAAAAUGAUCUUUGAACUUGUAGAAGUUGCAACGGGGAUCGAUCAUGACAUGAAGCAUCACAAUCGAUGAUCUAUUCGAAAUGACGGCUUUCGACAUUCCAAUUGUUACACGGGAGGGCGAACCAGAUCGAGUUCUUUAUUCAAAAUUGUUAAAUUUAUGUUCUGUCGACAUCGACGCCCGAAGAGUGCAAUACUGCGGCAUUAUGAGAAAUUCCUGAAUUUUUACUCUACGUUAAUGUGUGACAAUAAGGCGAAGAGAAAAAUUAAUAUUUUGAGAAAAGAUAAAAAUCUUGGUGCUGUAAAUUUAUAUAUUAGGCUUAAAUUUAUAAAAAUGAAUGAACAGUGUUCGUGUAAGUAACAAAAGAGGCAUAUUGUUUUCAAUAUUGUGUUCAUUUUUGGCGUUUUGCAAUUUAUUUAUUUCUGUAUUUUAUCUGCUGAUCUCACUCUUAGAUAUUUAUACGAGAUUACUAAAAUGAUAUAUAAAAUAUACGCAGAUGUAUAAUUGGCUUAUGAGGCUUGAAAUUUACUCGUUAUGUUUAGGUGUUUUUGUUCAUUGAAUAUAAGACUGAAUGAUCAUAGCACCGAUAGAGAGGAUUGUGGAAUUGUUUUGUUUCAUAAAAAUUGUAACCGCAGAAAGCACUGUACACAGACAACCGGACUCAACAUUACGGACACAGACUUCGCUGGCCGACUCUACUAUAUUCUCGUAUAAGUUUGCACAUAUCCACUACCCA